This is a messenger RNA of Aspergillus welwitschiae, 1233 nucleotides long. It is a transcript of the gene egl2, whose product is annotated as putative endoglucanase. Gene Ontology annotation, biological process: glucan catabolic process. The transcript has 5 exons. NCBI's taxonomy places the organism in Eukaryota, Fungi, Ascomycota, Eurotiomycetes, Eurotiales, Aspergillaceae. Bases 1 to 1233 code for a protein of 410 amino acids. Gene Ontology annotation, molecular function: cellulose binding; hydrolase activity, hydrolyzing O-glycosyl compounds. The record is from RefSeq and is a predicted model, not a curated record. Gene Ontology annotation, cellular component: extracellular region.
AUGAAGACUCUCUCCCUUGCAGCUGUCUUGCUCGUCCAAGCCUGGACUGCGAACAGCAGCCCGAGGGCUAAGCGGUCGUCUGGUUUCCAAUGGUUCGGUAGCAACGAAUCCGGCGCCGAAUUUGGCUCCGGGAAUAUCCCCGGCACUUUGGGCACGGAUUACAUCUGGCCUGAUGCGACGGCUAUCGAGACGCUGCAUAGUGCCGGGAUGAAUAUCUUCCGCGUGCCGUUCCUGAUGGAGCGGUUGGUGCCGGAUGAGUUGACUGGUGCCGCGGAUGCGACGUAUAUGGCUGAUCUGAAGGCUACGGUGCAAACCAUCACAGACCUUGGUGCUUAUGCGGUGGUGGAUCCGCAUAAUUUUGGGAGAUACUACGGCAACAUCAUCACCUCAACCAGCGACUUUGCAGCCUUCUGGACAACAGUAGCCAGUGAGUUCACCGACAAUGACCUCGUCAUCUUCGAUACCAACAACGAAUUCCACGAUGAAGACCAAACCCUCGUGCUUGAUCUCAAUCAAGCCGCCAUCACCGCCAUCCGCGCCACCGGCGCCACAACGCAAUAUAUCUUCGUCGAAGGCAACUCCUACACCGGCGCCUGGACCUGGACCACCACCAACACGAACCUCGUCAACCUGACCGACCCCAACGACCGUCUCAUCUACGAAAUGCACCAGUACCUGGACAGCGAUGGCUCCGGGACGAGUUCGACGUGCGUCAGCUCGACAAUUGGUGCUGAGCGCAUUGCUGAUGCCACAACCUGGUUGAAAGAGAAUGGGAAGCAGGCGGUGCUGGGGGAGUUCGCGGGCGGCGCGAAUAGUGUAUGUGAGGAGGCGGUUACAGGCAUGUUGGAUGCGAUGGUGGAUGCUAGUGAUGUUUGGCUGGGGGGCAUGUGGUGGUCUGCUGGGCCUUGGUGGGGGGAUUAUAUCUUCUCGUUGGAGCCCGAUGAUGGAACUGCUUAUGAGUAUUAUUUGGGGGUGUUGGAGGGGUAUACUCCUGGUUCAUCUUCGGGGUCAUCUGGAGGGAGUACGACAAGUGCCGUGGCGAGUGCUAGUAGUACGUCGUCUGCUGGGAGUACUACCAAGGUGACUACUACUACCACUGCUGCAACUGCUACAUCGACGGCUGUAGCUGCGCACUAUGCUCAGUGUGGAGGGGAGGGCUGGACUGGGGCGACGACUUGUGCGGAUGGAUAUACCUGCACAGUAGAAAAUGAGUGGUAUUCGCAGUGUUUGUAG